Rhopilema esculentum is the source of this 2686-nucleotide messenger RNA. RefSeq lists its product as uncharacterized. The record is from RefSeq and is a predicted model, not a curated record. Lineage: Eukaryota; Metazoa; Cnidaria; Scyphozoa; Rhizostomeae; Rhizostomatidae. Gene Ontology annotation, biological process: regulation of transcription by RNA polymerase II; cellular response to lipopolysaccharide.
GGCGCAGUAGUGAGAGCGGACAGUCCAAGUGGAUACUGGGAGUCUCCUACUUGAAUUUCCAAGAGCAUCAUACUCCACGAUAUGAUCACUAUUUCAGUUGUGAUUGGUCUUGUGGUGAAAUAAUUUGUUGUGCUGCCAGAAGGAGUACCACCGCAGAAGCUGAAGUCAUGGAUGUCGAGGAACAACUGCGAGCUAAAAUUGAGGAAUUAAAUAGAGACCGGGCAUUUCUGGAAGAGGAGAACCGAGCCUUAGCAAUCCGGGCCGAAGGAGUUGAAAUUCUAAGCAAAAUGCUGGAACACACGCAAAAAGAGGCUAACGAAUUGCGCGGGAAGCUCGCAACCCGACUUGCUGAUGACGGAAGUGGAAUGGCACAAGCCAAAGCACAAGCUUCAAAUGGUGGCAGCUUUGAGAAGUCAAGAAGUGAAGGCGAUAUAUCCCUAGAUGUGUCUCCAUGGAAUACCGUUGAUACUUCUGCUAUGGAUGAAAUACAAAAGGAACUUUGCAGUUUGCUGCAGAGAAACAAAGACCUCGCAAUGCAGCUAGAAGCAACUUUACAGGAGCAAGAAGGCAUCUCGGGUGACGAUCAGGCUCUCGUGGAACAACUCAAUCGCUUGAAGGCGGAGCUUGAAAAAUAUCAAGUGCCUUCGAAGCUCCGUGAUGAGGCUAAUCGGCUUAAGAAUAAGUUGACUGAUAUUGCCGUGCGACGGGGAACUACUUGUGGGAAGCUUCAAAAAGAGAUUGAUUCUGUGAAGCUUAAGCUACGUGAUAUAGAAAACCGCAUUUCUCCUUAUAAAACAGAUACAACAAGUGAUUUCAGAAACGACUGUAAUAUUCCCCAGAUCUUCAACCCCCAAUCAAAACUAUCUGAUCCGUUCAGCCUGGAAUUUACGGAGAUGAUAACAGAUGAAUUGAGCAAUAAAGAUGCCCCAAGGGGCCUGCCAGCUGUAAAACCCCGUCAAGAUGUCAAAGAAAUGAAAGAUAUAAUAGAAAUGCUUAGGGUGGAAAGUACAGAGUUGAAGAAGCAAAUUGAUGAACUCAAGGCAGAAAAAGUUGAGAUUAUCAAGGUGAACCAUUCAUGGGAUGCCCGUUACAAGAAGUUACAGGAGCUCUUUAAAAAGGAGAUUAAAGAAAGAGACAGUUCAUACCACAAACUGCAGAGGGAAUUAAGUUUUGAGCACAAAAAUGCUCACGCUUCAGUCAAAGAUUUACUUGAACAAAAAGAUAAACAUAUUGAAGACCAAUCAAAGCAAAUCAGAGAAUUACAAGAAGAACUGACCAAGGUUAGAAGUGAAGGUUUUAGGGUGGACCCAGAACAAAUCCCAAGGGAACUUGAAGCAAAAUAUAAGCAAGCAAAGAAAUUGUUUUUUGAGCAGAAGCGAGAAAAAGAAAUCACGAUGAAAAGAGAAGAGGCAGCUUUGGAAGAGUGUCAAAUGCUGAGGGAUGCUGUAGACAUUCUUGAAAGAGAGUCAAAGGCAUUGGUUAGCAGGAACAGGACAUUAACAGAAGAAAUUCAGCGUCUCACAAUUGUUAUAGGUGCAGCCUCUCCGGGACAGUCAAGGUCAUCUCCACCUUCCUUUAUGGAUCCAGGAAAUCAAGGUCUGGGUAGACAAAGGAGUGUUGUGUCAGAAGAACAAAUUGAAGUUUUGAAACAGCAGAUUGCUAUUUAUGCAGAAGAUUUCAACUCAGAAAGGGAAGAGAAGGAAAAAAUUGCAGAGCAGGUAAAAAGAGUAACUGCAAAAUUGAGAGAGACAGAGAAGAAGUGUAGAAGCUUAGAAAAUGAGCUGAAAAUAAAAGAAGAACGCCUUCGAACGACUCGUUAUGGAGAAAGAUACCAGCCACUUGAUAUAUAUGAUGACUUGCUUGGGCCUGGCUAUGCAAAUGUCGUUCGAAAGCCUGCAUCCCAGUUGCAAGAAUAUAAGUCGCCAGAGGAGGCAAGAAAUUUCCAAGAGUAUCGACAGUUGUUGGAAGACAAAUAUAGAAUAAAUGAGAGAAUGACAGAGCUAGAAAAUAGAGGGUCAGAUAGAUUCAGUCCGAGGAGACAAGAUUAUUAUGGAAAUAUGAUGUUGGUUGGAAGAGACCCAACUCAGUUAGGUAUGAUGGAACAAAACAAUGAAAGAGAGUCAAGCAGUGAAAUGUAUGUUAAUGGCCAUGUUGUGAAGGAUGGUGGAAAGCUGCCACUCGGAAAAAGCAGAUCUUUUGAGGGCUUGUCAGAAUUCGGUGGUUUUGGGAUUGAAACUGGAAAUUUUCGUAACGGAAUACUCAAUUAGCCAUGAUGAAAAACUCAGUGAAAACUUUAAAAAUCUAAAGCACAUCAGUAUAAGAAUAUUAUUCACCGGGAAAACACAAUAUCCUGAAGUAGCUGUUCAGAUUAUUUUUAAAUUAUUUUCUAAUUUAAUCGUUGAUGCAAAUGCAUACUUAUCUGUACUACAAUGUUGGCACCCGAACCCAACUCAAUUAGCGCUAUUCAAAUCACGCUUAGUAAAGAACAUGGAAACCAAUUUUAGAAAUUCCGCAUAAUUCUCUGGCAUUUGCAACUAGACCUUUCCUAUUUGAUUUGUUUUUUGGGUUUUGUUCAGUUUUGUAGAUAUAAACGCCAAUCCGUUUAAAUUUAAUUAUUUUUUUUCCAUUACCUUAAUAUUGUGCAGCUACGCUGUUAUAUUAAAAUAGAAAACAGUGUGCUUCCUAG